AUGCCGAACACUUGUCUCAAUAUUAUACCAUCAGUGGUUCAAACUUUUGACCAUGAUGACUUUUUUGCUCGCCGCUGCAUAUGGGUGAACGGCCCUGUCAUAGUUGGGGCUGGUCCAUCUGGUUUAGCAGUUGGUGCUGGCCUCAAAAAGCAAAGUGUGCCAUUCAUUAUCCUUGAAAGAGCUAAUUGCAUCGCUUCUCUUUGGCAAAACCGCACCUAUGAUUGCCUUAAGCUUCACCUCCCCAAACAAUUUUGUCAACUACCCAACUUUCCAUUUCCAGAGGACUUUCCAGAAUACCCAACCAAACGCCAGUUUAUCACUUACCUAGAAUCCUAUGCUAAGCACUUUGACAUAAGCCCACAUUUCAAUGAAACAGUGCAGUCUGCUAAGUAUGAUGAAACUUUGGGUUUGUGGAGGGUCAAAACCAUUAGAGAAACCAGUUCAAAUUCAAACCUAAUUGGUGAUUAUCAAGUUGAGUACAUUUGCCGGUGGCUUGUGGUGGCCACUGGUGAGCAUGCAGAGAAAGUGGUGCCAGAGUUUGAAGGCUUUGAAGAGUUUGGUGGCCAUGUCAUUCAUGUUUGUGACUACAAAUCCGGCAACAGAUAUUGCGGGAAGCGUGUGCUAGUUGUUGGUUGUGGUAAUUCAGGCAUGGAAGUCUCCCUCGAUCUUUGCAGCCACGGGGCAGAACCAUCAAUGGCUGUUCGAAACUCUGUUCAUGUCUUGCCAAGGGAAGUGAUGGGAAAAUCAACUUUUGAGUUAGCAGUUUUGUUAAUGAAAUGGCUGCCACUUUGGCUUGUCGAUAAGAUACUACUGAUUCUAGCUUGGUUGAUUCUUGGAAAUGUUGAAAAGUAUGGUCUGAGAAGGUCAUCCAUAGGUCCUUUACAACUCAAAAAUAGUGCAGGAAAGACUCCUGUGCUGGACAUUGGUGCAUUACAAAAAAUCAGAUCUGGUGAGAUCAAAGUGGUCCCUGGAGUCAAAAGGUUCUUCCCUGGCAGAGUUGAACUUGUUAAUGGAGAUGAUAUUGAGAUUGAUUCUGUUAUUCUGGCAACUGGGUAUCGCAGCAAUGUUCCUUCAUGGCUAAAGGAAAAUGACUUCUUUUCCCAAGAUGGGAUUCCAAAAAAUCCAUUUCCUAAUGGGUGGAAAGGGAAAGCUGGGCUCUAUGCAGUUGGGUUCACAAGGAGAGGCCUCUCUGGAGCAGCUUUGGAUGCCGUUAAUGUAGCACAUGACAUUAGCAAGAGCUGGAAAGAAGACACCAAGCAAAAAAAAAAAAAAAAGUUAGGCAUCAGUACCAAACAAAGGAGAGCACAUUCUCAACUCAUAAAAUUCUUAUUCAAACUCUAGUAUCUUUCACCUUUACACGAGCAUUAGUUAAAUAGGGUUUCAAGGAUAACAGUCAUAUGGAAAUAUCCAAUUAAAUUCCAUGAAGCCCUCAACAUUGAAAACCCAAAUUCAAAAAAUCAAAUCAAAUUCUAAAAUCAAAUCUUAAAUGAUUUUGGUGCUCCUUGCAUCAAAGACUACAUGUACUAAAUUCUAACAUUGUCUCCACUUUACCUAAUAUUUUUAAACUUAGAAAAUUAAAGUGUUGGACCCAUUCAUCAUUGAGUUUGGUUUCAAAUGUGGAGUGUUAGCAUGCUGAUUAAAAAAUUAAACCCACCUCUUCCUAUUAUCUUAAGCCGUAGGACAAGUGUUUCAUUAUCAUGCAACAUAUCCAGUCAAUGAGCUUAUACCUCUGAAGCUCAAGUGCAACAGAUUCCAAUUAAUAAUAACAAAAACCAUAGCA
This is a messenger RNA of Quercus lobata, 1780 nucleotides long. Its product is annotated as probable indole-3-pyruvate monooxygenase YUCCA7. Lineage: Eukaryota; Viridiplantae; Streptophyta; Magnoliopsida; Fagales; Fagaceae. Gene Ontology annotation, molecular function: flavin adenine dinucleotide binding; NADP binding; N,N-dimethylaniline monooxygenase activity. The coding region runs from base 1 to 1341 and encodes 446 amino acids. The transcript has 4 exons. The record is from RefSeq and is a predicted model, not a curated record.